UGCCGAACUGUACGUUCCAAGCGCUUAGUGCAGCGCUCUGCACAUAGCAGUGGCUCAGUAAAUACUAUCGGAUGAUUAAUUUACCUCCUCCGGGCCUCUCAUCUGUAAAAUGGGGAUCGAGACUGGGGGGGAGCGGUGUGGACUGCGUCCAGCCGGAUCAGCUCGUAUACCCCAGCGCUUAGUACGGUGCCGGGCUCGCAGUAGGUGUUUGACAGAUACCGUUUUUAAAAGAAAGAAAUCGUGGCACGCCCCGCCACACCUGCCCUUUCCCGGCUGCUCCCGGACGCAUUCCCCGAAGGGGGUCCGGCUCCGGAGCGGUGCCCGAUGUGUAACCCCGGACCCCGGCUUCCGCUCCCGGGGCGCUAGGAGUAAAUCUGUGAAACCGGUGAGGAGGCAAUCACCCAGCCCACCGUGUGAAAGGACUUGGCCUUUGGGGAGGUGACUCGGAGCCCAGACGUCCUCAGGGCUUAAGUCUGAGGCCCUGAAGAGACGAAGCCCCUCGACUUCGGCCGGCCCCGGGGCAGGUGAGAAGCCGUUUCCCCGCCCACUUCAUCUUGGGAUUUCCCAGAACCAGCACAACGGAGUGCCCGGUAGGACACGCUAAAAGAAUAAUUUCACAGAGAGUGGUGAAGAGGCUUUCUAUGGGGAAAGUUCGGCUACACAACAGAGUCAUGGCCACGAAAUAGGAGCUGCAGAAGAGGAGGAAGAAGAACACGGUCUUGAUGGCCCCGGAGUGGGCCGCCACGCUGGGACCCCGGGCGCCGGUGCCCGAGCGUCUCAUGCGCCUGACGUGUCUGCAGAGAGAAACCAUCAGCAGGAAAGACGCGGUGAGGAAGAUCGGGAAGGGCAGAAUCAGGAUUGGGCCGGAAAGCGGAUUAACGACCACCUGAGCGCUUCCCGGUUCCGGGUGGCCGCCGGAGAGAUUGCCGGCGAGCCCGUUUCCGGUCCGCUUCCUUAAUAACGGGCAGUUGGUGACGACGGAACAGAGCAGAGAACACAGGAGCAACCAGGGCACCAGCCCGGAGAUCCUCCGCUUCAGCCAGAGGAAGAGAGGGUGGGUGAAGGUGGUGAUCUUCACGAAGUAGAAGACGCUGAGCCAGGUGGAGAACCAGAGAUCCACCUGGUUGAUGAACAUGCAGAAGGAAUACUGCAGCGUGCUGUUCGGGUAACUCUUCAGGAACAGGAACGUCUCGAUGGAGGCGUGAAGUAAAACCAGUUCCAGGCACAUCCUGGAGAACCCCAAGCUGGUGAGAAGGAGGUCACACGGUGUCAUUCUCCUUCUUCGGUACCUGUGGGUGCAGCUCACUCCCACGAUGAGCCCGUUGACCGACAUCCCAACCAGGAACUCGGCUACUAAGACCACCAGAUGCGGCACAGUCCCCUCCAGGAACCUCAGCGGAACAAUCAUCCUGAACUGCGGUGGGAUGCUGGGCCAGUUCGUGUCGGUGAUCAUCCCCGGGCGGAUUGAGUACCUCUGCGAAGUGCAGGUGCUGGGCAAACCUCUGGAGGAUCCUGAUCCGGAUCUGGCCUUGGGAAAGAGCACCUCCCGGUCCAGCACCUUUGAUUCCAGGGGCGACUCCAAGAAUGCCAUCGACCAGUCUCCAUCAAGCAGCUUUACCCGAAACCACUGCACUCAUACCAGGAAGGACUACCAGCCCUGGUGGCGGGUGGAUUUGCACUCCAGGGCCAUCGUGUCUUCCGUCGUGAUCCUGAACCGAGGAGACCGCUGCCAGGAGAGGAUCAACGGAGCCGAGAUCCGAAUCGGGGACUCGGAGCUGGAAGGGGGCAGAUAUAACCCCAGGUGUGCUGUGAUAUCCUCCAUGGGCCCGGGGGAGGCGGCUGGAUUUUUCCGCAGAGGGAUGAAAGGCCGCUACGUGAGUGUGAUCGUUCCCCACCGACGAGAGUAUCUCUCUCUCUGUGAAGUGCAAGUUCACGGGCAACCGGGGCCAUACGUAGGGUUGAACGUGGCGAUGGUGGGUACGUCUUCCCAGUCCAGUACCCGCGAUUCCCGAGGGCUCUCCCAGAAAGCCCACGACGGGUCCUCAGGGAGCCACUUUGUGAAAGGACACUGCACGGACACCAAGAAGGAGUAUGGUCCGUGGUGGAUGAUCAACCUGAAAUCUGCAUUCGCCGUGUCUGAUGUCGCCGUAACCAACCGAGGAGAUUGUUGUGCCGAGAGGAUCAAAGAAGCGGAGAUCCGAGUGGGGAACUCCUCAGAGAAUGGGGGCCAAGGCAACCCCAGGUCCAAAUUUAGCACUUGGUAAAGUAUCCUCCCAGUCCAGCAUCAAAGACAGGAGAGGGGAAGCCAAGAAGGCCAACGACGGCAUUCUGGAGAGCAGCUUCUCCGGAGGAUUCUGCACUCACACCAGAAGAGAGGUUAACCCCUGGUGGAUGGUGGAUUUGAAUGAGUCCGUCAGCGUGACGACAGUGGUGGUCACUAACCGGGGAGACUGCUGCGGAGAGAGCUCAACGGGGCCGAGAUUCUCAUUGGCAACUCAUCCGAGUCGGGUGGCACAGGCAACCCCAGAUGCACCAAGAUCACCUCCAUCGACAACGGAGUGACGGUCCCCUUCUACUGCGGGGGCAUGCGGGGACAGUACGUCACUGUUACCAUCCCAGGGAGUAGAAGAAAUAUCCUCAGCCUGUGUGAAGUGCAAGUGUUCAGUCUGCAGAGCCUAAUGAAUGGCGAGUACCGAGGCUCUCCCAAGCAUUUAGUGCAGUGCUCUGCACAGAGUAAGCUCUCAGUACUACUGAUUGAUUAUCAUUCCCAAGGAAACAACCUCCUGGGAUCUCGGGAGAGUGGAUCCCAGUUCAGGAGUAUAGUAAACUCCCAUUACAACGAACCCCAAGGGGAAGAGCAAAGCCAUUCAUUAGUUUUUAUGAACUUUGACUAAUGAAACUUCAUAAAACAUAGUACUUAAUUAAAGGGCUAGACUCCACCUAACCACAAAGACAUUUUAAGAUUUGGCAGGAUUAAACUUGUAAAAAAAAAAAAAAGAAACUUCUCUUACAAGCACUACAUAAAGUGAGCCUGCAAACCAGAUCCUAAAUGGGUAACUUUGCUUCCAGCAUCAGAAAAGAGAGCCAUGAUUCUGCCACUUCCAGUCAGCUGACCCGGUCUUCCUGGACCGUGGUUUUGUUGCUGGCUGGCUAAACUCAGAAGAUGAAGCUGGAGAACCUUUCCUGGAUUGUCAUGGAGGGCUACUAGUGUGGAGGAACCAGUGACAAAGACUCGGAGAUCCCUCCGCACAUCUCAGGGCAUAAUUUAGCGCUGAAAAAGCAGUCUUUCCAGUCCAGCUUUUUUGAUGAGCUGGGGACCCCCGAGAAAGCCAACGAUGGGUCUUUAUUAAAGUAUUAUCUGAACGGGUCCCGCACCCACACAAAGAAGGAUUUUGAGCCGUGGUGGAUGGUAGAUUUCAACGCAACAUAUUCCGUGUCCACUGUGGUGAUCACCAACCAAGAGCACUGCUGUUCAGAACGCAUCAGUGGUGCGGAGAUCAGAAUC
Ornithorhynchus anatinus (platypus) is the source of this 3505-nucleotide messenger RNA. Its product is annotated as fucolectin-6-like. The record is from RefSeq and is a predicted model, not a curated record. NCBI's taxonomy places the organism in Eukaryota, Metazoa, Chordata, Mammalia, Monotremata, Ornithorhynchidae. The transcript is spliced from 10 exons. The coding region runs from base 1314 to 2264 and encodes 316 amino acids.